AUGCCGAACCUAGAUGACCUGCUCGUCCACAUCGGAGAUUUCGGACCAUACCAAAUGAGAAUCACUGUCCUCGGAUCUCUGCCGGUGCUGACCUUCGCGUUCGUCCUCGUAGGAGUCGUGUUCUUGGGGAACACCCCAGUGCACUGGUGCCGGACCUCCGGGACAGAGCGCAUCCAGGAUGAAUGUGAAUGGACGGACAAGGAGCUGCGUGAACUCACCGUCCCGCUGUUGGAUGAGUCAGGGCAGGGCGCGUCGGGCGCCUACAGCCGCUGCCAGAGGUUCGAUGUGGACUGGAAGUUCUGGAACGGCAGCCAGAGCAACUGCAGUGACCUCAACGACUGGCCCUUGAUUUCUAAUCUCACCAAGUUACCGGUAGUCGCGUGCGACAGCGGCUGGGUGUUUGAUCCGUCUCGCACUACUAUCGUUUCAGAGGUAAAUUUGGGCUGCAAAAAAACCCCGCAGUGUCUUGAAGUUCAGGAGUUCAUGUUCUACUAAGAAAUAAAUGAAUGAAUUAAUACAUUAAUUGUAUUUAACCUUACAUGUAUCAGGGAGCCAUACUGAGACCAAGGUCUAUUUUACAGAUGAACCUUGCAUUACACAAAUUACAGAAAAUACACACAUCAAAAUAAAAAUACAAAAUGCAAGUAGAAAAAAACACAUGUUCAUAAAAAACAAAGACAUCCAUCAGUAAAAAGGUCCUCAAUCAGCAUUCUGAAUUGUCCUAGAGGCAUCAAAACAUCACAUUUCAGAACAUUUUGAAGAAGAAAACUAAAAGCUGAUUUAUCUAACUCAGUAGACCAAAGGAAUUUCCAGAGUUAGCCAUCCCUGAGACCGGGUGUGGUAACGCCUAUGUCUAAAGUUUAGUAAUGAUGUUAGGUACAGUGGGACUUUUUGUAAAAGGGCUUUAUAAAUGAAAACUUUCUGGUAGAGAAUGCAGUGAGUGCUAAAACUGUCACCCAUAAUAAAGUGCAGUGCGCUAUGAUAAACUGCAUCUAAAAGCUUUAAUGAAGUAGCAGCUGUGUUCAUAUAUGAUGUCGCCAUAAUUUAGGACCGAUAGGACCUUCAACUGCAUAAUCUGCUUUCUACUAUUUAGCGAGAGGCAGGACCUAUUUCAAUAGAAUAAGUCCAUUUAUAUUCUCAGCUUCUUAACUAACUCCUCAAUAUGCUUUUUAAAAGACAGCUUUUCAUCUAUCCAGAUGCCCAUAUACUUGUAAGCAGGGACACGAUCAAAAUGGACACCAUCCAAAGUACAUAUGCUUAAAUCAUCAGAGUUGUUUUUAUGCGCUCUAGAGAACAACAUAUACUUAGUUUUACUUGCACUCAAUACUAAUUUCAGGUCAAUAAGGGUUUUCUUUAAUACAAUGAAGGCAGACUAUAGUUCAGAUAGAGCACGAUCAACCGUUGGGGCAAUAGCAUACACAGCAGUAUCAUCAGCAUACCAGCAAUGUUCCCUCUAAACUGCAUGUGUACGCGGGCGUGCAGUGGCCCCAAGACUGCCGCGCAGUGGCCCCAAGACUGCUGUGCAGAGCACAGAAUAAAUAUAAGCCCACAGGGAGAAGCACGAGAUUGAACUUCACUCAACUUUCUAGAGUUUUCCGUGUUGGUUAACACUAUCAACGUUUCCCUUUACUGUGGCAAUUGUUUUCCCUUUACUGUGGCAAUUGUGAUCGAAUCAACGCAAUAUUAGCCACUUUCAAUGCAACAUACCGAAACAUAACGAACUACGCAAGAGAUUUUGUAGUAGGCAGAACGCAUUGAAGUAGUAUUCUUUUGCACAUGACUCAGCUGUACUCUACACAGACCGUGCGGCAUAACCAAUCCGAGCUGCAGUAGGCCUGUAUGCAAAUAGACCAUUGCCAUAUAUGGAUCUGUGCCAUUUACUUUGAACUGGACAUGUUUACAGCUGUGGUCAUGAGUAGAUGCGCUUGUUUUGAGAUCAAAGCAAGAGCUGCAUGUAGCCACGUGUGCACAUUUUGUUCAUAUCCUUUGCUAGUUGGUGAGUUAUUAGCCCAGUUUAUAGAUAAUUUGUAGUCAGCAAUAGGGAAGUGAUUGCUUCCUACAAGAGCACAAAACAUGUGCAUUUCUAGACAUCUUUGAAAAAUUUUGUCUUAAAGGGGCAGUGUUGUAUUUUGAGACAGGCUUGAAUAAGCUAAGUAGCCAAUAGGCAAAGGGUAGCAUAAUUUGUCUGAUUCUCUGUAAUAAUCAUAUGGAAAUAAUAAUGCAUUUUAUUUUGUAAAGUGGUUUCUUCCAUCAAACAUCACAACAACAUGUUCAACCUCCUUGUCUGAAAGACAAGUGGAUAAACAGGUUAAUAUCAAGCCCUGCAUGUUUUUUUUCAAAAGUCUCAUGGAAUCUAGGCCUACAUUGAACACCACACAUUGGCUGCUACUGUAGGCUGAAUGAUAUAACAGCUAUUUCCAUGUUAAAAUGUUAUGGGGUGCAUUUUCUCCAUUGUUUUUGAUGGUAGGCCACUCUGGUAGGCCUACAUUAUAAUAAUAAUAUGCCAUUUAGCAGACGCUUUUAUCCAAAGCGACUUACAGUCAUGUGUGCAUACAUUUUUACGUAUGGGUGGUCCCGGGGAUCGAACCCACUACCCUGGCGUUACAAGCGCCAUGCUCUACCAAUUGAGCUACAGAGGACCACAUUAUGAUCAAAUAGCCACAGUAGCCUACUUGGCAACUGUUGAAACUGUAACUUAAAGCGGGUACAGCCUCAGUGUUCACAGUAAAUGUGCACUGGAAGUUGCACAGAAUUUUCACAAUGUUCAAGUUUGCGCUCAUCAGACCUGAAAUUUGCUCAGUGCCUACAUUUUUUGAGGGAACAUUGCAUACAAGUGCAGGUUACAUUUUUUUUUUUACAGACAAGUCAAUAUUGUUAAUCUAAAAAGUAAAGGACCCAAAAUUGACCCCUGCGGGACACCAUUCAUAAUAUCCAGGAAACCUGAUUUAACACCAUCAGUAGAUACACAUUGAGUUCUAUCUGCCAAGUAAUUUUUAAACCAGUUAUAUGCAGCCUGGUCUAGGCCAAUUGAGGAAAGCCUCUGAAUUAGCAGUGAGUGAUCAACAGUAUCGAAAGCCUUUGACAGGUCAAUGAAGAGGGCAGCACAUUAUUGCCUUUUAUCCAUAUUGUACAAUUAACCACAUCCUUUGUAACUAGGGAUGCAGCAGAGAUAGUGCUAUGGCCUGGUCUAAAACUUGACUGAUGUACAUUUAGAAUACAUUUUAAAGAUAAGAAACAUAGGCACAGACAUAUGCAUACACACACAUGAUAACAUACGCACUAUACACACACGUGCACAUGGAUUUUGUGUUGUAGAUAUGUGGUAAUAGAGUAAGGGCCUGAGGGCACACAAUGUGUUGUGAAAUCUGUUGUGAAUGUAUUGUAAUGUUUUUAAAAUUGUAUAACUGCCUUAAUUUUGCUGGACCCCAGGGGAUCCAUAAUUGUAAAAAAAAAUACUAAAAUACUAAAAGAUCUUAGCUGAGAAUUAAUAAAGGAUUCUAAUAUUUUAGCUAGGCAAAAAAGUUUAGAAAUAGGGUGAUAAUUAUUUAAGUCACAAGGGCCAUCACUUUUUUGACGGGAAGUACAUUGGCCAUUUUCCAAACCUUGGGGAUAGUAUCAGAUAUAAUCGUCAGGUUAAAAAUAUGGGUUAAAGAUUCCGCAAUCGGGGGGCAGAGAGCUGCAGCAAAAAUGGAUCAAACAUAUCAGCCCCAGUGGAUUUUUUUACAUCAAUCUUAAGCAAGGCAUCUAGCACAUCACAGAUAGUAAAUUGUUGAAAUGAAAACAAAGAUUCAUUAGAAGUUGAUGGGUUAACUGUCGAGUCAGCUAGAGGCUGGCAGAGGGGAAAGCAGUCGAUUGACUGACCAGGGUCAAUUAGACCACAGUUUCUCUCUAAUAAAAAGCCUGCUGAGAUAAAUUGAUGAUUAAAAGCAUCACUUAUCCCAUUCCUCCCAGUUAUGAUACCAGAGUCAGACAGAACUUGCUUAGGCAGGGAAGAAGGGGAAUUUGUACGCUUUAGUGCAUUUACUGUUUUCCAACAUUUAGAAGGAUCACCAGCAGAGUCAGAGAUAGAGCUUGAAAAGUAGCUUGAUUUAGCUUUCUUAAUCGAGAUAGUACAUCUGUUUCUCAAUUGUCUGAAAGAUUGCCAGUCCACUACUGAGUCAGUUUUCCUUGCUUUGGCCCAGGCCUGAUUUCUCAUCUGAAUGAGCUCAGAUAACUCAGAACAAAACCAAGGGUUAGAUCUAUCUUUCACUCUGAAUUGUUUAAAGGGGGCAGGUUUAUCUGCCAGAGAAAUAAGGAUACAUUUUCUAGAGCCAAUUCAGGGUCAGGAAUGAAUGAAUUACAAUCUGUUUCAAGUGCAUGGUCGGUACAUUUACUGAAUAGCCUAUUAUCCAGGAUAAUUUCAUAAUGCCAACAAAAGUUAAAGUGCUGUGCAACAUUUAUCAUCGGUAAUUUGACAGCAUGUUAGCAUCUCUGAGUAGCCACCCUAAGGGUCACUCCUUCAUCUUAAACUAAGCAUGACAUCAUCCCUUGAGCAAGGAUCUGUUUUCUCAGCAAUAUAAAAGGUGCAUUUGUCACAAACACACGUAAUGUUAUCUAUGUAUUUACGUGUUUAUGUAUUUAUCUAUCCCAGUUUUCCUUAGUGUGUGAGGAUUCAUGGCUAGCAGAUUUCAGUCAGGUGUCCCUGGCUGGAGGGUUCUUCAUCGGUGCUUUUGUCAUUGGAUACUUGGCAGACAGGUACAUCAGCAUUUUGUUUAAACACUGUGAUAAUAACAACAAAUAGCAUCAGUCAAUGUAAAUGCAACCAAAGCAGCAGUGAUAUACUGUAAAUAAAUAUUGUCAAUAUAACCUGUAUGGGUAUUAUGAGAGCAUUCCCCCUUAUGCAGCAGAAUAGAAACGCUACUCCCUUACUGCUCCAUUUAUGACAUUAACUUUGUAUAGCCUAAAACAGUUCUUCUGACGUGACGCUUUUUUAUCGUUUUAAUGAUGUCAAUUGCAUUCUUAAAACAUUUUCAUUAUUCCUCCUCCAACAGGUUUGGCAGGAAGCCCUGUUUCAUCCUGUCUAUGUUUGGCCUGGGGGUGUCAGGGAUAGCUGUGAUGCUGUCACCCUUUUACCCCCUGCUGCUGCUCUUCAGAGUUCUGCAGGGCUUCUGUUGCAAGGGAGCAUGGACAGUCAGCUAUGUAUUUAGUAUGUUGUUUUCUCAACUCACGGUGACUGGUAUGGAAGUACCAGAAUCAAGCCUUAAAUGUGAAAUACUGUUUUGUAAGGGAGGUGUUCUCUGCUCUUUGCUGACUAGAAAUGCAGUCACAUGGCAGUCACACAUAACAUCACUGAAACACAUGGGUAUUGUUUUUACAAAGUUACAAUUUAUUAAUAAAAUAUGCAAAAUGUUAAAUCACAGAACACCGAAACAGAACACAGAAACGCAGUCCAUACAAGGUUUUUAGGUAGAAAGUCAGUGUCCAUUUACUAGUGAUCAGAGGAAUGAUAUGGGAGGUUUUCUGCUUCGUUCUGUACCUGCUCCUGCUCCGACGUUUCUGUUAUUGUAGUCUUUCUUGUUUUUGUCUUUGAUAGUCAUUGAGUUCUUUGGAUCAAACAACCGGAAGUUUGUCUCAUUGGUGUCCCGUAGCUUUUAUUCUACUGGGAUGACCAUCCUACCUCUCUUGGCAUACUUCCUGCCCUCCUGGAAAACCCUGCAGCUGGCCAUGAGUCUCCCCUGCUUCAUCUUCAUCACUUACUUUUGGUAAUAUGUCAAUAUUUCCGCACACACACACACACACACACACACACACCCACACACACCCACACACACACACACACACACACACUGAUCAAGUAGGUGACAGUUGUUGUUCUGGGUACCGACCUUGUGGCAUGUCUUAUGAAAUUGGAAUGCAAUAUUAUACUUUAUAAAAAUGCAAUCUACCUAGAUGAUCCUAUACUGUGUGGUGUCUAGGGGGUUGGGUAAAACAUAAGAGAUUAAGAUGAUGAUGAUGAUGAUUAUUAUUAUUAUAAUAAAAAUAUAAAAAUACCUUUUCCCUUUCAGGCUCAUUCCAGAAUCUCCUCGCUGGUUGUUGUCACAAAGAAGAACCAAAGAGGCUAUGAGGAUCGCUGAAAACAUUGCCAAGUGUAAUAAGAGAACUGUCCCUGAGAAUUUCGAAGAGGUUGCCUACUUUUGCUUUCCGAAACAUCUUGUUGUGCUUCAUAGAGCUCUCUUCAGAGUAGUGUAAACUGCUAUCUACAGUAGAUGGAAGAUGGGAGGCUGAUACUAUAGAAGUGAAAGUGCACACAUUUAGUGCAACAGUUUAUCAAUCCUAAAUAUAUUCUUCAGCAUUUUUUAAAUGUUAUUAUUAAAAAAAAGGGGGGGGGGGGGGGGGGCUGGAGGCGGUGACGUUACCCGCUAAACCAGCCUCAGCCGCAGGCACAUCACUUAUCACAUAUCAGUCUUUUUUUCAGUUUGAUCUUCUGGAGGAGAAGCAGGAGCAGGAGGCAGAGAUAAGUCAUCCGUCGUUCAUGGAUCUGUUUAGGAUGCCCAACAUGAGAAGAAACACCCUGAUCCUCAUCUACGCCUGGUAAGAGACACGCCAACUGGGCAACAAGAUAUCACGAUCUCACUUCAGUAUUUAAUGUUUGUCCAAGGCGGGGAUGAACAUCACAUUUCGAAGUUUAGGCAUUCAUUCCGACUGGUUACGGUAAGGGUUAAGGUUUGGGUUAAAACAAAAAAUUAAUAAAAACGAGUGCCUAUCACUGGGAUUGAACCCGUGAUCCUUAGAGCUGGAGCAGAGCCCAGCGGUUUAAGCCCUUCCGCUAUCCCCGUCCACAGCACCCUAGCAAGCCGUGCGCCUACUAGAUGUUAAUAGGAGCUCACGUUGCCCCCACUGGACGGUAUUUAAAGCAUCUCCCGACGUCCUGGAGACCUGGACAAACUUUGUGACCUGGCUGAACUGGGAGCUGCUUGGACAGACAGCCAAAUUAAUCUGGGGGUGUGUCCAUUAGAGCACACAGUUGCAAAGUGUUUUGCAAACAGAAAUGAGUGUUUCUUAUUUGACAAGUUUAGGUUAGUCGCUCCCUGUUUCGGCCUGUUUGCCCAUGGUGCAAUCAUCCAGUAGGAGUUACAGUUUUUGUUAUCGCUCUGGUGCAAUUUUCACAAGUAUGUGGUACAUUUUCAUAACUCAAGAACAGAUCAUCAAAAAGACAGUUGUUUCAAAACUAUAAGCACAUUUUCAAUUGACUAAGUACAAUACACAAUAUGUAUGAAUGUAUAUAUAUAUAAUAUAAUUAUUGUAAAAUUAUCUGUGUCCAUAAGGUGUAGAUAGUAAGUAUAGACCGGAAGUAGAGGCCUGGGCAUUAUUGUUCACUAAUUUACUCCAAGUAGGGAAAGGAUGGCGGGGUUGAAAAGUAAUAAAGGGGAGUAUAUAUAUAAAAAAAACAUGGAGGAUUGGAAGAGAUGCAGACAAUUACAUUGAUAGAAUAUACAAUCUAGCUGCAAUAUUAAGCUGAUCCAUCCCCCUAAAAAAAAAAAAAAGACAAAAAAAAAAAAGUACAAUACACAAACUCAUACAGUCACUUUUUCACCAAACUUCACCACACUGCUUUAAUAAAAUGUAAUUGGCCAAUUCAGUACUGUAAUACAGUAAUAUAUGCCAUUUACGUAGAAGACGUUUUUAUCCAAAGAGACAACAUUCCACCCAUUUUGGUAUGUGACCCCAGUGGGAAUCGAACCCACAACUCUGGUGUUGCUAGUGCCAUGCUCUUACUAACUGAGCCACACAGGACCACUACAAUACAUAAAUACAAUACAAUACUGUAAAAUACAAUACACGAUUACAAUACAGGUGGAAGAUGUAUGAUUGCCAUCCCCAGGAGCAUACCACCCUCCUUCAGGCCAUGGAUGAGGCAUGCAAUAACAUCAAUCCAGAGCUACAGGAUGUCAGACUUGGAUUUGCCAUGCCAAAAGGUUUUCCCCCAGGUGUGUGAACAAUUAAGAUAUUUACUGUGAUUUCGAUGAGAUCCUAUGGCCAAAUGCUCAAGACAGACUUGAUGCAAACUAAUGCCUUGCUAAACAUGAUGUUUCUUUCAUUUCUUUAAUUUUAUUACAUUGUGAAAGAUGUCUUGAGUGAUCACACAUGGGAUAGAAAUUAUGGACAUUUGAUGUUCAGUCGAUUGCAAUGGGUAGUGCAAGUGUAAUGUGAAAACAUUGUUAUGUACUGUAAUUUACAGUACUGUAGCAUACUACAUUCAAAGAGACAUUUUGAAACAUGUAUCUUACAUUUUUUGCUAUUGGAUUGAUUGAGAAUACCUAAUUGUAUUGUGUUUUGGUGAUUAAACCAAUGCAUUCAUUAUACAGUGCCUUCGGAAAGUAUUCAGACCCCUUGACUUUUUUCAAAUUUUGUUACGUUACAGCUUUAUUCUAAAAUUGAUUAAAUUGUUUUUUUCCCUCAUCAAUCUACACACAAUACCCCAUAAUGACAAAGUAAAAAAAAGGUUUUAGACAUUUUUGCUUAUAAAAAAUGAAAUACAUUGAAAUAUGACAUUUACACAAGUAUUCAGACCCUUUACUCAGUACUUUGUUGAAGCACCGUUGGCAGCGAUUACGGCAUCGAGUCUUCUUGGGUAUGACGCUACAAGCUUUGCACACCUGUAUUUGGGGAGUUUCUCCCAUUCUUCUCUGCAGAUCCUCUCAAGCUCUGUCAGGUUGGAUGGGGAGUGUUGCUGCACAGCUAUUUUCAGGUCUCUCCAGAGAUGUUCGAUCGGGUUCAAGUCUGGGCACUGGCUGGCCCACUCAAGGACAUUCAGAGACUUGUCCCGAAGCCACUCCUGCGUUGUCUUGGUUGUGUGCUUAGGGUCGUUGUCCUGUUGGAAGGUGAACCUUCGCCCCAGUCUGAGGUCCUGAGUGCUCGGGAGCAGGUUUUCAUCAAGGAUCUCUCUAUACUUUGCUCAGGUUAAUCUUUCCCUCGAUCCUGACCAGUCUCCCAGUCACCUCCCUAACCAAGGCCCUUCUCCCCAGAUUGCUCAGUUGGCCGGGCGGCCAGCUCUAGGAAGAGUCUUGGUGGUUCCAAACUUCUUCCAUUUAAGAAUGAUGGAGGCCACUGUGUUCUUGGGGACCUUCAAUGCUGCAGACAUUUUUUGGUACCCUUCCCCAGGUCUGUGCCUCGACAUAAUCCUGUCUCUGAGCUCUACGGACAAUUCCUUCGACCUCAUGGCUUGGUUUUUGCUCGGAUAUGCACUGUCAACUGUGGGACCUUAUAUAGACAGGUGUGUGCCUUUCCAAAUCAUGUCCCAGUCAAUUGAAUUGACCACAGGUGUGACUCCAUCAAUUUUAGAACAUCUCAAGGAUGAUAUGGAAACAUGAUGCACUGAGCUCAUUUCGAGCGAAGGUCUGAUACUUAAUGUAAAUAAUUUUUAUUUUUUUAUUUUUUAUAUAUUUUGCAAACAUUUCAAAAACCUUUUCGCUUUGUCGAUUUAUGGGGUAUUGUGUGGAAUUGCUGAGGAUUUUUAAAUUUAUUUAAUACUUUAGAAUAAGCGUAACCUAACAACAUGUGGAAAAACGUCAAGGUGUCUGAGUACUUUCUGAACGCCCUGUAUGUCACAGUAAACGUAUAUUUUGGGUCAAUGGUGGUGUGGUGAUGUCUAGAAACAAAUUAAUGCACAAUGAAGGUUUUGAAUGUAAGACUGGAUGUAAGACUGGAUGUAAGACUGGAUGUAAGACUGGCUUCAUAAAAGUGUUACCAGUUUGGAGUUUUGUACUAAGAGUUUAGAAAAUUCACUACACACUUGUGAAAAUAGUACAAAAGCGAUAAAAAAAAAAGUUACUGCCAUGGCUGGAGCCAGACACAUUUGAAAUGUUAUUGAUGUUUACUGUUCCACUCAAAUGAAAGAGUAGGCUACAUAAAUAUACAGUUUGCAACACAUCAUGCCGUACUCACCUGGAGAAAAAUAUUUUACUGCAUUUAAUUGAACAAAUGCCACACAUCCUCAUCAUCACCAUGGCAAUGAAAUUAUGUUGUGCCUUUUGCCACAGAUUUUGAGCCAGGUGAGUGCCGCAUGCUGUUCUGUGACGCCCGUUAAAAAAUACUUCAUCUGUACAUGAAAUCCUCAGAUCAAUCGAUCCAAAACUUCACCCUGUCUCUGUCAUGGGCAACAUUCCACAUUAACUGCUCCCUGCUGCUCUUCCCAAGGUUCACAAGCGCAGUUGUUUUCCAAGGGCUGGUUCUCCGCCUGGGUAUCACUGGAGACAAUAUCUUCCGCGAUUUCUUCAUCUCUGCAGCCGUGGAGCUGCCCACCGGCCUCAUCUUCUACCUGUUGGUGGACAGGGUGGGACGGAGACCUCUCAUGGCUGUGUCUAACUUCAUAGGAGGAGUCGCCUGCCUCAUAGUGCCCUUCGUCUCAGUAGGUCAGUAGGUAUUUUAAUGUAUUAUAGAGUAUAGAGACUUGUCCACUUUCUAAAUUAUUAUGUUAUUCAGGUCAGAAUGCAGAUGUAAUUGUAGUGGGGAGAAAGUGAGAAAGUGUUUGGGGUGGGAUUCGAUCCCAUGUUGCUCCUGGUGGUGGCAUUUCAAGCUGAAGAAGGAGGUUAGCCAAUUAAAACUCAGUUACACAACUCUGAUGAUAACUGACAUGUGAAAGCUCAGAAUGAAAAUAAUGGAUUCUGAGAAUAUUUUUUCUCCUCCUUUUAUGGGUUUUUAUUUUCCUCCCUUUCUUCCUGAUCCUUUACUUUAGUUAGGAGAUUAUCUGUUGUAAUCCCAUCCUGAAUUUUUUUGAGGGGUUGACCAUUCUGCUUAAUUUGGCCGUUAAAAUAUGAUGCAUAGUUUAAUAUAUUCAACCUCUUUUCCUCUCCCUAUAGACUAUCUGUGGCUAAAGAAAGCCAUAGCGAUCAUUGGGAGGCUUUCUGUCACCAUUGGAUUCGAGACUGUCAAUUUUGCCAACUCUGAGCUGUAUCCAACACCUCUCAGGUGAGAGUGGAACCAAAUAAUAACAUCAAACUCAAAUCAUUAAUGCUGCUCAAUCCUAACGUUUUCACAACCUGGAUUACAUACUGGUAGUCAGUUUAGUACUCGAGACCCGUCUCGGUCUUGAGUCCGGUCUCGUGACCACCUAUCGAGUGUCUUGGUCUUGUCUCAGUCUCGGGCAGUGAGGACUCGUAAUUUCUUUACGAGACCAGCCGAGACCAGCGGAGUAAAAAACUCAUAACUAUCCGUUUCCUUUCAGUUAGUGCAUAAAACCGGUUCGCCAGUCCAAAUAUAUACACACCUUUCUUGAAACAUGAAUAUCUUAACAGCUUUAUCUAUUAUAGACAUACUUGCGAAGUGGCGAACCUAUAGGCCUUCAGUAUGUGACAGGUCCGUGAUUCUGAAAGGACAGUUACGGUAAUACCAGCGCACUCAUGUAGGAGAGUGCACUUUUUGUAAAACACAAAGGGCCAGUGGUGUAGUGGAGGGUAUAACAGGUAUAAACCGUAAACCCACUUUUUUCCCAGUGGGCAUUGCGUAUACUCACUUCUUAAUCCCUACUGAUGUGUAUCAAAGUAGUGUAGUAGAGGUAUACGACUCAUCAGUUAUGUAGUACAAUAGAGAAGUAAUGCACAAAGUAGCCUACACAAUCGCAAAGCACGUUAAAUAUAUUCACAUGCGCGCCGCACACAGCACACAGCCUAGUUUCAGCAGAAUAUCAUCUGCAGGCAGCAAGAGUGUGCAGCUCUCAACUGGUUUUGGCAUGGAAUGACAUCUGUAGCCGGUAGGGUAGGAAAGACGUUUCACCUUAUGAUAUCUACCAGUAAAUGCUAAUAACUAAGGCAACAAUGGGUGUGCAAACCAGGCAUUGAAAAAAUGUAGUCCAAAGUGUUGAUUAGUAGGCUAUUUGUGACACGCAGUUGUCAUCAUGUGCUGUUUGCAUCAGGGGCGUAGAAAACUCAUUAAAAAAUGGGAAAACAUAGUAUCUUUCACACAGGGUGCCUUUCCUUCGCUGGGCGGGCCGUUUGGGAACUUUUUUGGCAAAAUUAUAGUAUACCCACUUCUCCAAGCACCGCUACACCACUGAAUAGGGCCGAUGGAAAGACAGCAGUCACAUACAGCAUGAUGUUAAAGGAUAAGCAGUCACACACAGCAUGAUGUUAAAGGAUAAGCAGUCACACACAGCAUGAUGUUAAAGGAUAAGCAGUCACACACAGCAUGAUGUUAAAGGAUAAGCAGUCACACAGCAUGAUGUUAAAGGAUAAGCAGUCACACACAGCAUGAUGUUAAAGGAUAAGCAGUCACACACAGCAUGAUGUUAAAGGAUAAGCAGUCACACAGCAUGAUGUUAAAGGAUAAGCAGUCACACACAGCAUGAUGUUAAAGGAUAAGCAGUCACACAGCAGGAUGUUAAAGGUUAAGCAGUCACACACAGCAUGAUGUUAAAGGAUAAGCAGUCACACAGCAUGAUGUUAAAGGAUAAACAGUCACACAGCAGGAUGUUAAAGGAUAAGCAGUCACACAGCAUGAUGUUAAAGGAUAAGCAGUCACACACAGCAUGAUGUUAAAGGAUAAGCAGUCACACAGCAUGAUGUUAAAGGAUAAGCAGUCACACAGCAGGAUGUUAAAGGAUAAGCAGUCACAUACAGCAUGAUGUUAAAGGAUAAGCAGACACACAGCAUGAUGUUAAAGGAUAAGCAGUCACACAGCAUGAUGUUAAAGGAUAAGCAGACACACAGCAUGAUGUUAAAAGAUAAGCAGUCACACAGCAUGAUGUUAAAGGAUAAGCAGUCACACAGCAUGAUGUUAAAGGAUAAGCAGUCACACAGCAUGAUGUUAAAGGAUAAGCAGUCACACAGCAUGAUGUUAAAGGAUAAGCAGUCACACAGCAUGAUGUCAAAGGAUAAGCAGUCACACACAGCAUGAUGUUAAAGGAUAAGCAGUCACACAGCAUGAUGUUAAAGGAUAAGCAGUCACACAGCAGGAUGUUAAAGGAUAAGCAGUCCACACAGCAUGAUGUUAAAGGAUAAGCAGUCACACAGCAUGAUGUUAAGGAUAAGCAGUCACACAACAUGAUGUUAAAGGAUAAGCAGUCACACAGCAGGAUGUUAAAGGAUAAGCAGUCACACAGCAGGAUGUUAAAGGAUAAGCAGUCACACAGCAGGAUGUUAAAGGAUAAACAGUCACACAGCAGGAUGUUAAAGGAUAAGCAGUCACACAGCAGGAUGUUAAAGGAUAAGCAGUCACACAGCAGGAUGUUAAAGGAUAAGCAGUCACACAGCAUGAUGUUAAAGGAUAAGCAGUCACACAACAUGAUGUUAAAGGAUAAGCAGUCACACAACAUGAUGUUAAAGGAUAAGCAGUCACACAGCAUGAUGUUAAAGGAUAAGCAGUCACACAGCAGGAUGUUAAAGGAUAAGCAGUCACACAGCAGGAUGUUAAAGGAAAGCAGUCACAUACAGCAUGAUGUUAAGGAUAAGCAGACACAGCAUGAUGUUAAAGGAUAAGCAGUCACACAGCAUGAUGUUAAAGGAUAAGCAGACACACAGCAUGAUGUUAAAAGAUAAGCAGUCACACAGCAUGAUGUUAAAGGAUAAGCAGUCACACAGCAUGAUGUUAAAGGAUAAGCAGUCACACAGCAUGAUGUUAAAGGAUAAGCAGUCACACAGCAUGAUGUUAAAGGAUAAGCAGUCACACAGCAUGAUGUCAAAGGAUAAGCAGUCACACACAGCAUGAUGUUAAAGGAUAAGCAGUCACACAGCAUGAUGUUAAAGGAUAAGCAGUCACACAGCAGGAUGUUAAAGGAUAAGCAGUCACACAGCAUGAUGUUAAAGGAUAAGCAGUCACACAGCAUGAUGUUAAAGGAUAAGCAGUCACACAACAUGAUGUUAAAGGAUAAGCAGUCACACAGCAGGAUGUUAAAGGAUAAGCAGUCACACAGCAGGAUGUUAAAGGAUAAGCAGUCACACAGCAGGAUGUUAAAGGAUUUAAAGGCAGGUCACACAGAGGAUUGUUUAAAGGAUAAGCAGCACACAGCAGGAUGUUAAAGGAUAAGCAGUCACACAGCAUGAUGUUAAAGGAUAAGCAGUCACACAGCAUGAUGUUAAAGGAUAAGCAGUCACACAACAUGAUGUUUAAAGGAUAAGCAGUCACACAAGCAUGAUGUUAAAGGAUAAGCAGUCACACAGCAGGAUGUUAAAGGAUAAGCAGUCACACAGCAUGAUGUUAAAGGAUAAGCAGUCCACACAGCAUGAUGUUAAAGGAUAAGCAGUCACACGCAUGAUGUUAAAGGAUAAGCAGUCACACAGCAAUGAUGUUAAAGGAUAAGCAGUCACACACAGCAUGAGUUAAAGGAUAAGCAGUCACACAGCAUGAUGUUAAAUGAUAAGCAGUCACACAGCAUGAUGUUAAAGGAUAAGCAGUCACACAGCAUGAUGUUAAAGGAUAAGCAGUCCAUAAACUCAGACAUAAUAAGUCAGUAGGUCCCAAUCAUAAGAAUACAAAAACACAACCAUUAAGCAUUUCCCAAUCGAAAUGUACUACUAUUACUUCCCAUUGCAAAAAACAUUUCACGUUUAGCACACAAAGUGACCGGUGACCUAAAGUUUGAAGUGGAACUGACAGCGUUUUAAAUACUUUGCAGAUAUGAAACAAACAGACAAUCAUAAUAUCAGUCAAAAAUAUCAAAUUCCCAAUUUAUGCCACAAAACCAACUUUAUAAGAGGUUUUAAAAAUAGGUUAUAUUUGACUCAACGUUCCAUGACGUACACGAAGGCAUUGUUGGCAGAAUAGAUGGAUGCAGUUCAAUGCAUGAUUAAUAUAAUUCACCAAUACAAAAUAAUAUAUUGUUAUCAGGUUGUAUAUCACAGCUCGAACCCCUUGUCCCCCUCCGGUCUCGGUCUUGACUCAGUCACGCCCCCCCCACCCCUCCGGUCUUGGUCUUGACUCGGUCUCGCUUUAGGUGGUCUCGAACACAACACUGCUGGUAGUACUAUAUGCAGUAACAUGCAAUAAUACACAUUGGAAUAUGUGUAAACACUACUGUACGAUCAAAUGUUUGAAAAUAAUAAUGAAAUCAUUUUGAUAUGAUGUAGUGUACUGUAUAUCAAGACUAAUAUCGCUUGUAUUUGACAGAAACCUGGGCGUGUCUGUGUGCUCAUCAGCCAGUGACAUAGGAGCUAUAGCUGCCCCUUUCUUGCUCUACAGACUGGCCAGUAUCUGGCAGGAACUGCCCCUCUUCCUCUAUGGUAUUUCACAAUUGGAUUUUUAAUUUGGAUUUUUAGUUGUAUUUUUAUUUUUGCAUUUAUUUUGUAUUUUUGUGCCUUUUCCUUUGCAAAGAUGAUUAAAUUUUUUGGGUUGCACCUCCACUCACGUUGGUUGCCCUCCUCUUCUUUGUGUAUUUUGUAUUUUAGAAAUAAGUGCAGAUGAAUUGAUGAAGAAAAUAUUAAGUAUUAAACACUCACAUUGACAUCAAAUGAUUGAUCUUACUGUGAUAUACAGCUCAUUUCUGCGUCUCAGAAUUGUCAGCUCUACUGCUUGAUAAUAUUGUACCAUGUGUAUCUGUAGGUGUCAUGUCAAUGUUGUACAGUGGACUGGUCAUGCUAUUACCGGAGAUGAGAGGCAUCGAUUUCCCUGAGACCAUAGAAGACGUGGAGAACUUAAAUGGGUAUGUUUGUGUUUAUGUUUGUGUUUAUGUUUGUUUGUGUUUGUUUAUGUUUAUGUUUGUGUUGAUGUUUGUGUAUUUGUUUAGGUUUAUGUUUGUGUUUGUGUUUAUUGUUGUGUUUGUGUUUGUGUUUGUGUUUGUGUUUGUGUUUGUGUUUAUGUUUGUGUUUGUGUUUGUGUUUGUUUUUCUGUUUCUGUUUGUGUUGAUAUUAAUUAGCAUUAGCCCCUUAUUAUGCCCUCUUUGUGUUACCAGGAGGAGAUACAGAUAAGCCUCAAAAGGAAAAGACGGCAACAGAAAUAA
Molecule: messenger RNA, 15907 nt
Organism: Coregonus sp. 'balchen'
Lineage: Eukaryota; Metazoa; Chordata; Actinopteri; Salmoniformes; Salmonidae
Source: the annotation of a GenBank genome assembly